GAACACUAUUUUUAUCAUUUAUAUAUAUAUAUUAACAUUCAAUAAAACGGUGGCAAGAUUAACAGUCAUAAAAUAACAAAAAUUAACAUUUUGAACAUAUAUAUAUAUAUACUAUACUAAAGGCAUAAUUACUAUAUACAUAUCCCAAUCAUGCUACUUUAACAUCCAUGAAUCACUUUAGAUGACACUUGAGCAGUGAUAAUCUUUACUGUUCAAGUGUCAUCUGAAGUGAUUCAAAGAUGUUUUGAAACAGUAUAGAAUUUCCCUCUGCACUGAGAUGCACCCCAUCCCUACACAAGUGUUUCAAUUUAUUGUUUUUGUGGUGGAUAGACAUUAUGUCAUUUUCAGAGCCAAAUCCAGCCAUCACUCCAUUUAUCCACCUGCAGGUCCUCUCCAGUCCAUAGCCAGAUCGGGCUACCUGACCCCUCCACUCCCAAGGGGGACAAUGUCAGAGAGGGGGAUCAGUGUCCCGGGAAGAUGCCAUUGGACCUUUAGUACAUCCUCCUUCAUGGUUUGAAGCAGACAGACUCUGGUGUGCCCCCCCCAGACCAAUGUUAUUUCCUCCCAGGUGUAUUAUCAAAAUGUCUGGGGGAGCAACACCAGAGGCACUCUUGGACUGAAUCACUGGGAGGAGGUGGUCCCAUCUCCUGCCUCCUCUGCCAUCCCACUCUGCCAUCCCACUGUCCUGCACAGUGGCUGUGCAGGACAGUGUGAAAUAUAAGUCCAGGCCCUGGGCUUCUAUAUACUGCUGUAGCCUGGCAAUUAUGGAGCACAAUCGACUUGAUAUCCAUGUUAAAGAGAAUCUGUCCAACAAAAAACAAAAACAAACCUGGAUUGAUCUACAAACGCAGUUUCAUUAUAUGUUAAUCACAUUAAACACAGAGGUAGGCUAGUAGCUACAGUUAUUCUCACACCAUGAAACCAUAUGAGUCAAUAAUGAGCCUCAACCUUAAAGAGUAACUUCACAAUACUUUCAAAUCAUUGUCAUGCAGGAAAAGAUCAUAAAUGUGGUGGCACUGCUUUAACAUUGAAAAGGUUCAAACGGAUAGAGACAGACUCUUCACACACAGACAUUACACAUUAAGUACACAGAUUUACAUUUUUACCACAAUUUACACUGUCAUAUAAGUGCACAUCAUUAUUUGUGACUGUAGUUUCAAGAAUCAUCGUCAUCUAGAACCAGCAACAGAAGUAAUGUCUGUCAUUUAUUACAGAGCAGUUUGAAGCAGAGUUCUUACUUUAUGCAGCAGUUGGCAGAGAAGACAGAUCAAAGCUGCAGUCACUAUUUAUGUCAAAUUUAAACUCAAACAACAAACAGUCGACCAAUAACUGCUCAUGUUUACUCACAGCUGGGCCUGAUUGGCUGAAACGACCCCUUUACCCUUGAACAAGAGGGGAGAGAGAGACAGGCAGAGAAGGAGGGAGAGCAGGGCAGCUGUGCCCUUGACCAUCCCACUUACAGGGAGUCAGGCAGCAAGGCUAUGGACCAGGGACGGACUGGGACUAAAAAACUGCCCUGGACUUUGACUAGGCCCGGCCCAAAGCAUUCGGCGCGCAGAAACUCAACAACAACGCCUGGGGAAAAGGGGAGCAACACAAAAUAACCAGAUGCCCUAAGAUAUUGAAUGCUUUCCAUUGGACAACAGCUGGAAUACAACUAUUUCACUGCCGACAUCAUGACAACCAAGAGCGAUCCACUGAAGUGGCUGCAUCCAUCAAUCAAGGCAAUAUCGGUUUUGUUUAUUAUUUUCAUGCCAGUUCUGUGCAGCACCAUCGAGGUCAACUGCUCUCAGUCAAACCAACCUGCACUACUGGAGGCUCUGACUCCGGUCUUUAACCUAAGUGCCAUACGGCCUGUUCAGAACGACUCAGUUCCCACCAACAUCAGCUUAUCCUUUACUCUGUAUGGGAUAUUAGGAGUGGAUGAAAAGGCUCAACUCUUGAUCACUUACAUUUGGCUAAAUUAUUGGUGGAUGAACGAGUUUGUCAGCUGGGAUCCAGUCCAGUGUGGGAGUGACAGGAUUUCUCUUCCCAGGGAAAAAUUCUGGGUUCCAGAUAUUGUUAUCAAUGAAUUUAUGGAAGAAAACAAAGCUCCACCUGUCCCAUAUCUGUACCUGUAUAAUGACGGUAGGGUACACGAUGCUCUGCCUGUCAAAGUUGUCAGCUCCUGCAACCUCGAUAUCUAUACCUUCCCCUUCGACAUACAAAACUGUACUCUGACUUUCAACUCUUAUCUCCACUAUGUAUGGGACAUAAAGAUUUUCCUUCGGAGGUCUGCAGAUGAAAUCACAGAGGCCUCCAAGACAGUGAUGACCACGAUGGGGGAGUGGGAGCUAUUGGAUAUCAACUCCAUUAAGCGCAGCUUUUUAUACGAUGAGCUUAUAUUUCAUAUCAGAGUGAGGCGUCGUGCAACUUUGUAUGUAGUGAACCUGCUAAUCCCCAGCUGCUUCCUCAUCACAGUGGAUCUCUUCAGCUUCCUGCUUCCCCCACAGAGUGUUGACCGAUCCUCUUUCAAGAUGACGCUUAUCCUGGGUUACACAGUCUUCCUGCUCAUCAUGAAUGACUUGCUGCCUGUCACUGGGAACACCAUACCCCUCAUAAAUGUGUUCUUCUCUCUUUGCCUGGCUUUGAUGGUGGCCAGUCUACUGGAAACUAUCUUCAUCACCAACCUGUUGUGUGGGUCUGCUGAAUUCUCUCCUGUCCCUAGCUGGAUCCAAGUCCUCGUUCUACAAAUUUUAGGCUAUCUUCUUUGUCUUUCACAAGGCAUUAAGGAGCCAAGCAAUUCAGGUACAACUACAACCAACGAGGGACAUCCAGAAAUAUCUGGGUCAACAGAGGAGGAUAUGGUCGUGCAUGAGCUGAGGAUCUUGGGAAAGGAUCUCCAGGCCAUCCGUUUUCAGGUGGAGAAACAGCAGCAGACUGGAAGCCACAGUUCACAGGGCUGGAUCCAGGUGGGUUUCAUCAUAGACCGCCUGCUCUUUGGCCUCUACAUUCUCUUCAUAUCAGUCAGCUUCAUUACCAUCCUCAUUAUUUGGCAAUGGAGAAAUGAAUUUGUUGAGUGGGAUCAAGAUGAGUGUGGCUCAUGGCAGAUUACAGUGCCAAGAAAAUAUCUCUGGGUACCAGAUGUGGUCAUCAAUGAAUUCAUGGAGAAAAACUCUGCUCCAUUUGUCCCUUACACCUAUCUGUUUUCUGAUGGCAAAGUGAUUGAUGGACAGCCUGUCAAAGUUGUCAGCUCCUGCAGGCUAGACAUCUACAUGUUUCCAUUUGAUAUUCAGAACUGCACUUUAAGCUUCAACUCCUACUUACACCCUAUGGCCGCCAUGCACCUUGAAGUCAUGGACUCUGUAGAGAACAUAUUUAGAAACUCCAAAGAUGUGAUGACAACUAUGGGUGAAUGGGAACUAGUGGGAAUCACAAUGAAGGAAUACAAACUACUUUCUGCGGAUAAUCAACUGUAUGAAGAAAUUCGUUUCUUUAUCUCAGUGCAGCGGCGGGCGACUCUGUAUGUGGUGAACCUCCUGAUGCCGAGCUGCUUUCUCAUGAUGGUGGACCUCUUCAGCUUCAUGUUGCCUCCUAAGAGCAUUGACCGGUCCUUGUUCAAGAUGACCCUCAUCCUCGGCUACACCGUUUUCUUGCUCAUCAUGAAUGAUCUGCUGCCUAUUACUGGAAACACCAUACCUCUCAUGAAUGUGUUCCUCUCUCUCUGCCUGGCUCUGAUGGUGGCCAGUCUGCUGGAGACCAUCGUCAUUACAAAUUUCUUGUGCGGCUUUGCUCACUAUUCUCCAGUUCCUCAUUGGAUCAGAGUGUUUAUUCUUCACAUCCUGGGUCAAUUAGUAGGGCUUCCUCCAAAGCCCACAGAUUGUGAUGACACAGUGAUCCAAAAUCCUGUCACACAAGAAACGAAAGUUUCCUUUCUAGUGGCAGAAAACAACAUAACUCCAGGGUGGAAAGGUCCACUGAGGCUGCACAAGGUUCUGCAAGAGCUGAGAGGCCUGGGCAGUGAACUCCAGGCCAUCCGUCUUCAGGUAGAGAAGCAGCAGCAGACCGGAAACCGCAGUUCAGAGGAAUGGGUCCAAGUGUGUUACGUCAUAGACCGGUUGCUGUUCAUCCUUUACAUUCUCUUCAUAUCAGUCAGCUUCAUAACCAUUAUCAUCAUCUGGAUGAACUCAUACAAUACAUCCUGAUUAAGGUUUCAGUUUGUUUCUAGCAUCUAGUUUUUAUGUUGUUGUAUUUAGGGCUCUUUAAAGAUGGGAUGCUACAAUCCCUGUUAACUUUUCUCUUGCUUUGUCAAUUACAGAAGAAAUAUUUGCAUGCUUUAAGAAAGCAGCCAUAACUGAGAGAUGGUUCAGUGUCACCUUUGCCAGCCCUAACUAUAAGCUUUGUCAAAUAUGAAAGUCUUA
Mugil cephalus (flathead mullet) is the source of this 4400-nucleotide messenger RNA. Its product is annotated as 5-hydroxytryptamine receptor 3E-like. The record is from RefSeq and is a predicted model, not a curated record. Lineage: Eukaryota; Metazoa; Chordata; Actinopteri; Mugiliformes; Mugilidae. Gene Ontology annotation, molecular function: extracellular ligand-gated monoatomic ion channel activity; neurotransmitter receptor activity; transmembrane signaling receptor activity. The coding region runs from base 1626 to 4184 and encodes 852 amino acids. The transcript is spliced from 18 exons. Gene Ontology annotation, cellular component: neuron projection; postsynaptic membrane; synapse. Gene Ontology annotation, biological process: monoatomic ion transmembrane transport; regulation of membrane potential; nervous system process.